AUGACAUCAAUAAUAGGUAAUGAUCGACACUUAUUUAUACGAAAAAUAUUAGCUGGAUUAAUACUGGCUGCAAUUGCUUGUGCUGUAAUAUCUGGUUUUGUGAUUGCUAUGAUCCUUAGUGACCGAUCUCAAGAAACUACAAUUGUUCUACAAUUACCAGCAACUAUUGUUUUAAACAGAUUUAUUGAAUCAUACGAAUUACCACUGUUUUAUAAUGCACUAGAUAUAAUGGAUAUUAUUGUUAUUGAUAUGAAAAAACUUUUGAAUACUACAUUUGAAGAUAAAUUUGUUAAUCUUAUAGUCACAUAUUUUUCACCAACGCCUAAUAUUACUAAAACAACAACAAUACAAACAUCAUUUCAAAUUAUCGAUUCUACAACGGAAAAUAUAAUAACAAAAUCAAAUACUCAUAAAUUCAAUGAUAUAGAAAGUCGAGAUCCAACAACUACAAAUACAAUAUUUAAGUCUUCAGAAAUAGAUUACAUUGAAAAUCAAAAUAAUCAAACAACAUCAAUUAUUUCUAACAAUAGUAUCAAUCGAUGUAAUAUUACAAACAAUACAACUGGUCAAUCAUCUAUUAUAUCUUUAAAAAUGUUUCUAUAUUUUCAAAUUAAAAAUAGUGAAACUAUUUCAAUUCCAGAAAUAAUUGAUACAUUUCAAAAUUUGAAACCAUCUAUUGCUGUAGUUAAUAGAUGUAAAGAAUCAAGUUCAAAAACAGGUUCUUUCAAUCAAAUGCUGUCAACAAUCGCAUCAUCCACUCAAGUGAAUAUCGAUACGACAACUUUACGAAAUGAAGAAAAUGUUCCUCAAUCGUUAAAAAGCAAUGUAACUGAUAUAGCAGCAAGAGCUGUAUAUCAAUUCAAAUAUUAG
Molecule: messenger RNA, 870 nt
Organism: Rotaria sordida
Lineage: Eukaryota; Metazoa; Rotifera; Eurotatoria; Philodinida; Philodinidae
Source: the annotation of a GenBank genome assembly